Molecule: messenger RNA, 4550 nt
Organism: Brienomyrus brachyistius
Lineage: Eukaryota; Metazoa; Chordata; Actinopteri; Osteoglossiformes; Mormyridae
Product: major facilitator superfamily domain-containing protein 8-like
Exons: 13
Coding region: 2450-3928 (492 amino acids)
Biological process (GO): transmembrane transport
Molecular function (GO): transmembrane transporter activity
Source: RefSeq, a predicted model, not a curated record
AUUUAUUAUUGUUGUUGUUUGCAUUUAACUAACUGAAGUCAAACAAGGCUGCAUACAGCAUUUUCAGCCCUCCUGAUAGUAACUCUUAAUCUGGGUAUCCUAAUCGCUUGGAUAAUACGUGAUAUAAAUGGAGGUUUAAAUGUUACCUAAUGUCAUUUAUAAAAUGAACCAUAACCGUACGUCAACUUGAUGCGUAUUAGAAAAGUGUCGGCUGACACGCACGAUACAGUAUAAAUCAGUAAUACCCUAAUUAUUAUAUGAUUUACUUGACUAUACAAAUAAGUUGUUUUGUUUGACCUUUUGUGAUGGAAUAUGGGACUGUAAUACAAUGACAUGUUUGUCUGGUUGGGGAUCAUAUGUCCAUGGUUUAAUAAUGACUUCUCAGGAUAGCAAACUAUAGUUAAAGGACUAAUAUUACGGCAGUUGAUUAUUUGUUGCUAAUUAUUUGUGGUAAUAGAAUAUUGGUUGCUUAACAUAUUGCUGCAGCUUAACAUGUUGUCUGGCGUGGGGAAAAACGACGAAGUUGGCAAAUUAUUAUCUAGGGCAAGUUCGGUGUAAAACAUCUAGAUUUCUCAUUAUUUGUACAAAGUCUGAAAAUCAGCAAUAAAUAACCACACUCAUGUACUAAUUCCAGAAACAUUGUUAACAGUAUUGUUAGACUAUUCUCACCGUAUUCGCUGUACGUUUCACUAUUAAAAACUGACAACUACUUUGUGAAACUUUUGAACGUCGUACAUACAGUAUGAGCGUUCAUGGUUGUUAGGUGUUUUCAUUUGAUAUGUUGCAGGCAGUACUUUUUGACCUUUCCCAAUACUUCAGAUGUGCUAUUUGUAUACAUACAUAUUUGUUAUAUUGUUGUUACUAACUUUGUCUUGGUAACUUUUAGCUUUCAACAUUUCUCCUGCUAGUUUUCUCCAGUUGCAAGAUGACAAAUGUCACUUUCCUUACCGUCUUCCCUCUGUCAUAAUUUAUUUGGAAUCUGCAUACUUGCAGCUUGGUGUUAUGGCGUGAAUGAUUCGUUUUUAGUUUCUCAUAAGAGUGUCAGUAAGUCUGUUGUUUUCCCUCUGGCCAUUUGUUGCUCCAAAAUGAAUGUCUUUCUGUCUACAACAAAAGGUAAAUGUAUAUAAAUACAUUUGUUAUAACCUGGACCCCUCAUGAAAUACCCAGCAUUGUUAUAAUCUUCAGUGGAUGACAAUGAAGCACAUACUGAGAUGCUUUAGAUAAGGAUUAACUGAAUUAACUAUAGAUCAGCAGUAAACAACUUAGUUUUUUUAAGAUUUGCCUUAGUGGUAUAAUUCAUUUAGCUAGUUUUAUCACAGUAAAAUACCUAAACAUUGUUCAAGCUUCUAAUCACUUUUCCAGUACAGAGUCGUAGGGGGUGUUAAGUCUAACCCAGGAUGCACAGGCCACAAGUCAGUGGAAAACCGUAGACUGGAUGCCCAUUGCUCACAGGGCACCCAUUAUCAGUCAUAUUAAAUCAAAAUAGUGGCAAUUGCUAGCAUAUAUAACGACUUACCAGUAUUGUUUGCAGUAGGCUAAGCGUAUUAAUUAUGUAUGCAACAAUUGGUGACUUUUUUUAUGUUAAAUUAUACAUAUUUAUCACACAAUGUAUGCAUGCAUGCACUGGUUGUACCUACAAAAUAGUUUUCUUUUGUCUGUAAUGGCACCCAGACUAACAAAGGCAUUGUCGUAGUUUAACCUUGUUCAAUUUACACAGUAGGAUUGAAGAAUUUUGUGCUUUCUUGUCCAAUAAAAACAUACUGAAACAAAGAAGCCAAAUGUGGAGCAAAUUUUAAAUCCUAAAUGGUUGUAUUAUAGGAGGUAUUUCUUGCAAAAAAAAAAAAAAAAGGAAAUGAAGAUGUUAACGCAGUCUCCACAACGGGUCAGUGGGCGGAGAUAUGGGUUACUGCUGCGCUCAAUUUAGCUACUUAUUUCCAGCUUUUUAUUCGUAGUGUCUCAUUUCGCUUAUUCUCGGCUUCCCUAUAAAGGGGAGUGUUUGCGGCGGCACGUACUGCGUAGGUUAUAGUUAUCAGAUUUUGAAAAUAAGAAAUAGCGUGUAAAUAAAACGUUUAGGCUGUGGCACGCAUAUUUAUUCCAUAUAUGAAUUUCACAAAACACCCUGCUUUGAAAAUAAUGGAAUUACCCCCUGCGUAAUGUGAUUUUUUAUUUCGUAACAGUAAACUGGUCGCAUGACACGUUGAGCAAUUGUACGCACUGAUUUCAAAAAGAAGUCGCAUCUUCAAACAGAAGGUGAAGAUCAUAUCCAACUUGGGCAAAUGUGCCUGCUGUUUACUACGCAUUUCAUGACACUGGAAGGAUACUGUGAAAUUAGCCCGGUCCAGAUUAGUUUUAAGCCUGAAAAACGCUGGAAACAUGGCAGUCCGGGCUAGACUAAUACCAGUGUUCUUACAGUCGCUCUCCUGCUUAAACUUGCAAAUCAAGUUAGAAAAUGAAAUGGGAUAUAUAUUUUUUAUUUCAACUUCUAAUUUUUCACAACGACUCGGAUGAUUGGAAACUUAAAACGCAAACGAUUGGUCUGAUGUUUCCUUCUGCGUUGUAUGCUGUAAUUUUACCAACGAUAUGGAGGUAUCUUCAAAUCCUUGGAGCUCCACCGUAUUUCCUGGGACUGAGCCUGUCUGCGUUCAGUUUGAGUGGGCUGCUUGCGGGCCCUUUCUUUGGCCAGUGGUCAGACAGGACUCGCACUACCAAAAACAUCAUUCUGUUUGCAAAUCUCUUCGAGGUUGUGGGUAACUUUAUGUAUUUCAUGAAUUUCGAUAAGUGGCUCCUGCUGUCCAGUCGACUCGUAGCAGGUAUCGGGACUGGAGCUGGGGCCUCCAUUUUUGGAUACCUGACACGUAGUACGGCGCCUGAGGAUCGCAGCACCGUCUUUGCAGCUGUCAUGGCCUGCCGGCAAGCUGGCCUGCUUAUUGGCCCGGCUUGCAACAUAUUUUUGAGGUUGUGUAACUUCCAGCUUGGACCCUUUGUUGUAAAUAAGUUCACUGCACCAGGGCUCUUCAUGUGUCUGCUGUGGAUCCUUCUUCAGCUGGCAGUGCUGUUAAUGUACUGGGACCUGCCACCUGAGGAUUCUGCAUCCUGUAUCAUCAGGGAUGUGGUGGAUGUGGAAGAGGAGAGUGAAAAGGAGCCCCUGGUGGGUGCUGAAGAGCCAUCUGGGUCUUAUGGCACUGUUUGCCCGAGCCCAUCAGAACCUCUUCCCAAUGGUACUCUUCCUCAUAGUUCCCCACCCUCUUCACAUUCGGAGUUGCCUGGUCAGUCUAACCCCUUCAGGAACUUCAAUGCCAGCAGAGAAUUUUUAAGGGAGGAAGUAGUGGUUCUGCUCACGGCCCAGUUCAUUACACUGUUCAACCAAACCACACUAGAGACCAUGGUGACUCCUCUGACCCAGAAGUACUUCAACUUUGGCGAGCUGGAGAACAGUGUCAUGUACUUUGCAUGUGGGGUGGAGGUGAUCGCUGGGUUCUUCUUGGUCCGCUGGCUUAGCCCCCGUGUGGGUGACCGCGUCGUCUUGGCCGUGGGGCUGAUUGUUGGCAACAUCUCCUGUGUGUGGUGCCUUAUUUUUUUGACCAACCCCCAGGGUGGGUUCCAGUGGCAGCUGACAGAGUUCAUUAUCGGAGUCUUCCUGCAGGUUCUGGGCUUACCUUUUGUUGCGGUUGCACAGGUGUCUCUCUUCUCAAAGGUGACUGCAGAGAAGACGCAAGGAUUCAGUCAGGGUAUCCGUCGUUCUGUUGGGGGACUGGCCACCAUCCUAGGUCCCCUUUGGGCUGGGGGACUUACAGAGAACCUCUAUGUCAUGCUGGGAGUUAUGAUGGUCCUGCUCAUGCUGCUGACAAUCAUGAUGGUUUUUUCCUAUAACCGCUUGGUAGAACCAAGCAUUGCUCAGAAUGCAGACAGGUCAGAGGUUUCUGGGUAGAUCUCUUCCCUGUCAUAUGGGAAAAGCAAAGAGGUGUUUGAGUCGCCCGACACAAAAUUCCCUGAAGAGAUUUGGAUACGUGGAAGGGAAUCAGGAUUGGACGAACAGAUGGGAUGGAUUUGGAUGCAACCUUGAAGCAGUUUUGUUACUAUAUGCAUUCAGUGAAUAUGGAAAAUAUAAAAUUGUGGAAAUAUGUAAUAUGUCAUUAUUGCACAAAAAGAGCCCACAUUAUUAACAUGUGCCAAACCUUUAUUGUAACAUUUACUUAAUGAAUCAGAACAAAAAAAAUAAGUGAGGUGUCCAGAUCCAAUAGACUUCUCCCAUAGGUACAUAGAAAUAUGCAAUGCCAUGCAAAAAUUAAAAUAUAAGUAGCUAAGUGGGCCUGUGCAAAUGUACUACAAAUUCAACUCAUGAACUCAUGAAGACCUUUUUUUUACCUUUUCUGGUAAAAUGUUUCUGGUUGUUAUCAACUGUGCAUUAUGUUCCAGAUAUUUGGUAUAAACAUGAUUUGUCAAAAUCAAUUUUAUAAUUUUCUAGCUUACAAUACCAGGACAAUCAUAAAAAUAACUUCUAGUAAAAUAAACAGAUGACUGGUUCUUAAUACAGAAAGGUAUUAAAAUGA